AUGCAGGCCGUCAGACAAGGUGCGGCUUGCGUCGCCCGCCGCGCGCGGCCUUCAAUGGCUCGCCAGGUCCGCAGCUACGCCUCCGACCACGGUCACGCAGCUCCCCAGGUGGAAGAGAAGCUCAGCACAUCCUUUUACGUCUUCAUUGGCCUCGUCCCGGCCUCCAUGUUCUUCUACGGCAUCUCGCGGCCGGGCAAGAACGGCGAGCCCUCGAGCCUGACCACCUGGCUCCGGGGCUUUGAGUGUUUCCGCCAGGAGGACAUUGAGCGCAACGCGCUGCGCACUCAGCUAUAUGAGCAGGCUGCUCACGACAAGCACCUCUUCCUGCACGCCGAGAAGAACCCCCACAUUGACCUCAAGAUGCCCGAGUUGAUUGAUGCUGGUGCUCCCUGGAAUGUGCCAGCCGGCCACCGCGGCCGCAACGUCGGAGAGCUCACUGAGCACUUCAGGAAGCAGCACAUUGAGGAGGAGGAGCGGAAACUGAAGAAGUUGGCAGCGGCCAAGGAGUCGUCGUGA
Pestalotiopsis fici W106-1 is the source of this 516-nucleotide messenger RNA. RefSeq lists its product as uncharacterized. The transcript has 3 exons. Gene Ontology annotation, cellular component: mitochondrion. The coding region runs from base 1 to 516 and encodes 171 amino acids. NCBI's taxonomy places the organism in Eukaryota, Fungi, Ascomycota, Sordariomycetes, Amphisphaeriales, Sporocadaceae. The record is from RefSeq and is a predicted model, not a curated record.